Bipolaris maydis ATCC 48331 is the source of this 1849-nucleotide messenger RNA. RefSeq lists its product as uncharacterized. The record is from RefSeq and is a predicted model, not a curated record. NCBI's taxonomy places the organism in Eukaryota, Fungi, Ascomycota, Dothideomycetes, Pleosporales, Pleosporaceae.
AUGUAUCUGCAUCACCUGUUUUCAUUACCGCCGGCUAUCAUCGCCCUGUGCGCAACCUCAUCUGUUGUUGCCGCCCAAGCCGAUUCGCACCAGCAACAAUGGCCGCACAAUGUACCCAAGCACCUAAAGUACUUUCCAGAGGACGAGAUCCAUGCGAAGCGCGGAUUGAGUAUCGCGCAGAGGUUGCAACAUGAGAAGCCGAUUGGAGUCAAGAAGAUGAGUCUGGACGAAGGGGAAAUGUUCAUGCUCGACAAUUGGAUAUUCGCCUCAGAAUCUCAACAACAGUCUCGGAGAUCCGACUCGGACAAUCUAGGUAACCUCGCAGUACAAGCUGACCCGCCUUUACGACCGUUGGCCCAGUCGGACUGGUUAGCGCGCAUGCACAUUAGAGAUGUGUUGCUUAAACGCCAAUUCAAAUGUCCCGAGGGAACAAGUAGCUGCCAGUCGAUUGGGGCGCCGGACGUCUGUUGCGGUACAGGAAGCAAUUGCAUACAUACCAGUGGUACCUCUGACGCUGGAAAUGUUGGAUGUUGCCCCAAAGGACAGACUUGCGCCGGAAACGUCAGCUGUGAUACUGCGAGCGGAUACUCAAGUUGUCCUGGUUCAUCGAAUGGAGGAUGCUGUUUGCCUGGAUUCAAAUGCCAGGGCGUAGGAUGCGUUCUAGAAGCCACAUCAACAACCUUCAUCCCGCCCUCUUCCACCUCCUCUACCGCUGCUCCCCCACCUCCCACCUCAACAGCAGCCCCAACCUCCACCACACCCUCCCCCUCCAGCACAACCCCACCACCCACCUCUUCCUCCUCUCGCACCGCAUACACCUGCUCAACAGGCUGGUUCUCCUGUCCCGCCUCCCUUGGCGGCGGCUGCUGUCAAAACGGCCGCACCUGCGCAACAGGCGCCUCCUGCAUCGGCGACAACCCAACCACCAGCACGCGCGCCCCGGACGCCCCCAUCCGGCCCACCAGCGGCACCACCACCGCCGCCCAGGCCACCAGCGCAGACGUCUGUCCCCAAGGCUUCUACGUCUGCAGCGCUUACUACCCCUCGGGCUGCUGCCGCGUCGGCCGCGACUGCCAGACGACAGGCUCCUCGUGCGUGCUUCCUACUGGCACCGUUGUAGAUACAAAUGGCGUUACGGUUGUUGCGCCGACGACCGGCCCGAGCAGUUGUCCCAGUGCGUGGUAUAGCUGUGCUGCGAGUGCAGGCGGCAAUUGCUGUCCUCAGGGUUAUGCCUGUGGUGAGCAGCAGUGUACGGCGACGGCGAGUGGGCAGGCGGGCACGACGGCCAAGGCUACGCCGAGUAGUACUAGCAGUAGCCAGGCGAGUUUUGUGGCGGGAAUUCCAAUUGCCCUGUCGUUUUUUGCGGUAGGCGUGAUUGGGGUUGCAAUGGUGGUGUUGUGAGAGGGCGACAGUUUGGCCUUUUUUUUUCUUAUUUAUUUUUUAUGAUCACGACGAUGAAAUGAUCAAGACAAUUAUGAUUUAUAUGACCAUGAGUAUCUAGCGCGGGUUUUUUUAUACAUAUACACACAUAUUUAGAACAUGAUUCGUUUACAUUUCUACAAGAGUUUUAAUGCAAGGUUGGAAACAAAGAAAAACAUGAGGGGAUUCUUCUACACUGCUUAUAGUUUGUAGCUUCCCGCACCCUUCUUCACACCAUCCUUGACCUCCUUGCCCUCGACAUCCGUAAUAACACCCUUGCGUCCGAUAAUCUGCACGCCACCCUUCUUCAAGUCACCCAGCAACUGUUUCUUCUCACCCCUCUUCUUCUCCUUGCCCUCGACCUUUUGUUCCUUGGGCUUGUUAAGACCAGCCUUCUUAGCCCUCUCCUUUGCGCGCCGUCGCCUCGAUG